Exaiptasia diaphana is the source of this 1489-nucleotide messenger RNA. RefSeq names its product N-acetyl-D-glucosamine kinase. The record is from RefSeq and is a predicted model, not a curated record. The transcript has 10 exons. The coding region runs from base 58 to 1083 and encodes 341 amino acids. Lineage: Eukaryota; Metazoa; Cnidaria; Anthozoa; Actiniaria; Aiptasiidae. Gene Ontology annotation, molecular function: N-acetylglucosamine kinase activity.
UGGAGCUCCUGUGUACCGUCCAAGAGAGGAGGUCUGGGAUGAAUCAGUAGAAGAAAGAUGGCGGACGAGACGUAUUUUGGCGGAAUUGAGGGAGGUGGGACACAUUCCAAAGCAGUUAUACUUUCAAAAGAUGGAAAAAUUGUUGGACGAAGUGAAGGACUUGGCACGAAUCACUGGCUUGUUGGCAUGGCAACAUGUUUGGAAAGAGUUAACGAGAUGGUAGAGAAAGCAAAAAUAGAUGCUGGUAUUGACAUCACGUUGCCAUUGACAUCUUUGGGUUUAUCUUUGAGUGGUUUAGAUCAAAAGCAGCAAGAAGAUGAAGCAAUACAAACAAUGAAGACAAAAUAUCCUAAUUGCAGCAUAAAUUUUGAUACUUGUGUUGAUACUGUUGGAGCCAUUUAUACUGCAUUUGAAUCAGGGGGUGUUGUACUCAUUGCUGGAACUGGAUCCAAUUGUCAACUAUUAAAUCCUAAUGGAGAAACCUAUCAUUGUGGAGGAUGGGGUCAUCUGCUUGGAGAUGAAGGAAGUGCUUACUGGAUUGCUCACAAAGCCAUUAAAACUGUAUUUGAUGCUGACGAUGGGCUUGUUUCACCACCAUUUGAUGCGACUUACAUUAGGAAAGCAAUGUAUGAUUUCUUCAAGAUUAAAGAUCAGUAUGGACUACUUGAGCAUGCAUACAAGAGCUUUGAGAAGUCUAAGUUUGCUCUGUUCUGCAAAAGAAUUGCCGAUGGGGCUAAUAAUGACAAUGAUCCUUUAUGUAAACACAUUUUUGAAUUGGCUGGAAGAGAUCUUGGAAGUCAUGUUAAAGCUCUAACCCCUAGGAUAGAUAAGUCUUUGAUUGACAGAUCCGGAGGACUACAGAUUCUUUGUGUCGGGUCUGUAUGGAAAAGUUGGGAGUUACUCAAAUCAGGUUUUAUAGAAACACUACAAGGAAAUGAUCAAACUCCUGUUAUCAAGUCCUUCACACUUUAUCGUCUAAAAGAGUCUUGUGCAGUUGGAGCAGCGGUGCUUGGGGCCAAAGUUAUCAACCAUAAGAUUGAUAUAAAUUAUAACCAAACGAUUGAAGUUUUAUUCUCUUUAUAAUCUAUGGGAGGGGUAGGUUGUGGUAAUUAUGUCACACAGCUUUUGUACUUUAGGAUAGCCAUGAUUAUUUUAGACAGUGGAACAUUAGACUUUUCUCUCAAAAUAUAAUACUUACAUGUAAUAAAAUUUUCAAAACUAAGCAAAACAUUGAAAAGAAAAGAAAAACAAUCACAAGGGAAAUUCUAAGCAAUAGUCUUCCUUUUUCUAUGACUGAUUCAGGCGAUUUUAUGUACAUAGGUGAGAUCAUUUUGCCCUUACAAUUGUUGCCAUAAACAGCUUAUCAUGAUCAUAAUUAUUCAAUUUUCAAUGUUUUGCAGAAAAUUUUCUUUUAAGUUAUGACAUGGCAGAAGGCAGUAAAUUCAAUUCAAGAAUAAAAAAAUAAUGGUUUUAAAUAAAACCAGUUGAA